Messenger RNA from Phytophthora nicotianae INRA-310, 1035 nucleotides. RefSeq lists its product as hypothetical. The record is from RefSeq and is a predicted model, not a curated record. The transcript has a single exon. Lineage: Eukaryota; Oomycota; Peronosporomycetes; Peronosporales; Peronosporaceae. The coding region runs from base 1 to 1035 and encodes 344 amino acids.
AUGGAGAAUACGGAGCCGCUCCCUCGCCACGUGAAGCUCCGGCAUCGAGCAUUGGCCUAUGUUCGUCGAUUUGGAAGACAACACCAACCAGUCAGAGCGGCAAGUCGACGAAGCUUCACCAACGGUAAUGAAGAACGCAGUAUUAACGACUCAACCGGACGACGCCCGAUUGUUCGAAUUGCAAGUAAACGGGGUUUCGUAGACUCUGGUGGGAUUCGAAUUGGGAACCGCAAGAGUUUUGAACAACUGAAUGGCCUCAACUCCACACUAAAAGAAAUCAAGCCCAACACACGAAGCAGAACAGCCAGUAAAGCGCGGUGGAAGCCCAACAAAACUCAAGAAAAUCAUAACAAACGUCGCCAUCGUUUCCUUGCAUCGCUUCAGAAUCAUGAAGAACGUAGAUUUGGAAUGAUCUGCGGGUGUGGCGUCGAGCAGGAUGCAUUCGACCCCGACACCACGUCUCGCAAUAAAGACCGCAGUGUUGAUAUGCACUCUGUCGGUGCCCUGGUUGCCAGGUUUGACAAUGGCUUUGGCUUCACGUGUGCAAGCCCUGUAGCCUGUCCGCCACCUCUCGGUCUCGAACCAACGCGCACGGUCACUACAACGCUCCAGCUACGAUCGCGAGAUGGAAAGAGGAGUGAAAAAUUCACGCUCAGCGACAAUAGUGGUUUCUCGUCGACGGGGUUAAAACGUAAAGUACCAUCAACGUCUUCGGGAUACCCGUCUCAUUCUCCUAUCACACCACCAUCGCCGUUCGUGAACGACUUCGCCCCAGCAAGCACAUUGAAGAACACUCGAAGUCGUUCGCGCGUAUCUGUCGGGUGCAACGGAUGGUUCUUGAAUGACGAUGACCCGGCCAUCGUAGGCUGGUACCGACGCGGUGAAGUCAAGCCCCACGUAACCACAAUGGUAUCUCGAGAAAGUGAUGCGGAUUUUGGCAGGAACUUGCUGAAACGAUACAAGAUAAACCCCCACGUUACGGGGGCGUCGCCCCCAGCAUUAUCACCGUCAGGGUCGUUACCAGACUUGAACUAG